AUGCCGAGCGGACCGAGCACGCUGCUGGUGCUGUGGCUGCUGGUGCUCGGCGGUGAAUGCCGCUGCGGCGAGCGGCUGGAGCGAGCGCUGGACCUGAUGCAGCAGCGCGGCAGCUCGGCCAGACGACGCUACGACAGCGAGGACGCGGACACGGUCUACCACGAGAGGCUGCGCUCCGCGCCCAUCGACGUAACCGUCACGAAGGUCGUCGUCGAGAUCCCGCACGGACCGUCCAGCAGCGGCGCCACCGCCAACGGCCGCGACGCCGCGGGCUGGGCCACGGUGGAGCGCUGCGCCUACGAGCCGAGCAGCAACUCGGUGCGCACUCGCGUGGCGUUCAACGAGCUCGCGGUCACGGGCCUCGUGCAGCUGGUCGUGCGAGAGCCCGACUCCCCGCCGGGCGCCCGUGCCGAUCGCCACUUGCCGGCCGAGUCGUGCCGCAUGAGCUUGCGCCUCCGGCGCGCCGGCAUGGACUUCUACACGAGUCCGAUCGCGCGCGGACGCGGGCAGAUGCGCAUACGCACCGAGUCGAGCUUCCUAGAGCCCCGCUUCGCCUCGAUUUACGCCUACGGCUGUCGCGCGGCGGUCGCCCCGCAGGUGGCGCAGACCUCGUACGACCGGGUCGAGUCCGAGCCCAGGAAGAGGGAGCUGGACAAGGAUGUGCUUUCGGUGAGCGCGUUCGCCCGCGAUAUCGCUUGGAGGCGGCAGGAGGAGGACUUGAUCAAGGAGGAGAAUCGGCUUGGCGCCUCGGUCGCCGCCACGCCGCUGGGCUUCUCCAACGACGCCUUGCUCGACUCGCUCUGGCGCUCGCGCGCCGACAUCGCUCGCGAGAUGGAGGACGUGUUUCUCAGGAGCGCUAGCCAAGCCAUCACCCAUUACAUUGAACGACAACUUCAUCCCGCUAUCAAGGAGACUCUCAUGCUGUCUAUGGGUUUCACCAUCAGUUACGGAUGA
Messenger RNA from Phymastichus coffea, 954 nucleotides. RefSeq lists its product as uncharacterized. Lineage: Eukaryota; Metazoa; Arthropoda; Insecta; Hymenoptera; Eulophidae. The transcript has 3 exons. The record is from RefSeq and is a predicted model, not a curated record. Bases 1 to 954 code for a protein of 317 amino acids.